GCGCGCAUUAGCCUAUCGGAUCCGGCCCUUGCUUACCAAAGCAUUGGACCGGGUUCGAGUCCGGCGUACACCAAUGAAUAUUUUCAAUAUUUAAGUGUAUUAUUCUGCUCAGCCCAAGAAAUACAAACGAGUUCCAAUCUCAAAAGUUUACCCCCUACCGUAGUCGCUCAUGACCUUAGGCGCGCAUUAGCCUAUCGGAUCCGGCCCUUGCUUACCAAAGCAUUGGACCGGGUUCGAGUCCGGCUGUAUUAUUCUGCUCAGCCCAAGAAAUACAAACGAGUUCCAAUCUCAAAAGUUUACCCCCUACCAAGUGAUAAGUGUAGAAAUGAAAAACUUACAGGUACUGUUGAACUG
Cotesia congregata is the source of this 354-nucleotide messenger RNA. NCBI's taxonomy places the organism in Eukaryota, Metazoa, Arthropoda, Insecta, Hymenoptera, Braconidae. The record is from the annotation of a GenBank genome assembly.